Messenger RNA from Xenopus laevis (African clawed frog), 3586 nucleotides. RefSeq names its product angiopoietin 2 L homeolog (gene angpt2.L). The record is from RefSeq and is a predicted model, not a curated record. Gene Ontology annotation, cellular component: extracellular region. NCBI's taxonomy places the organism in Eukaryota, Metazoa, Chordata, Amphibia, Anura, Pipidae. The coding region runs from base 113 to 1609 and encodes 498 amino acids. Gene Ontology annotation, biological process: blood coagulation; animal gross anatomical part developmental process; regulation of multicellular organismal process. The transcript has 9 exons.
UUCACUGAGGAAGGAAGAUUGCUGCAGCUUCACAACGUACACAGAGAAGGACUGAACACCCUAUUCAGAAAAGCACGGACUUUCACUUAAUAAUUAUCAUUAUUGUGGCAUCAUGUUGCUCCCUGCUGUGGCUGUAUUACUGAUUGUACUCAUAAGCUUGGAUAUUGGACAUGCAACAAUUCGGAAAGCUGUGGACAGUUCAGGGAAGAAACAGUACCAGGUCCAGCAUGGAGCUUGCAGCUACACAUUUUUAAUGCCAGAGGUUGAAAGUUGCCGCUCAGCCUCUACCAACUCCUAUGUAUCCAAUUCAGUGCAGAGGGAUGCUCCACUUGACUAUGAUGACUCAGUGCAGAGACUACAGGUUUUAGAAAAUAUCAUGGAAAACAACACACAGUGGUUGAUCAAGCUUGAAAGCUAUAUCCAAGAUAACAUAAAGAAAGAAAUGGUGCAGAUACAGCAGCAUGCCGUACAGAAUCACACUGCUGCAAUGAUUGAGAUAGGCACCAGUCUUUUAAAUCAGACAGUGGAGCAGUCAAAAAAGCUAACCCACGUCGAGACGCAGGUGUUUAACCAAACCACACGACUUGAGCUCCAGCUUCUAGAAAAUUCCCUCUCAACAAACAAAUUAGAGAGACAAAUUUCAGACCAGACUAGCGAAAUAACAAAGCUGCAAGACAAGAACAGCUAUUUAGAAACCAAAGUCCUAAGCAUGGAGGACAAGCACACAGCACAACUGCAGACAAUAAAAGAAGAAAAGGAUAAACUUCAAACUUUGGUGCUGAAGCAAAAUACUAUCAUUGAGGAUCUAGAAAAGCAACUCGUAACAGCAUCUGCAAAUAACUCCCUUCUGCAAAAACAGCAGCAUGACUUGAUGGAAACUGUGCACAGCCUUCUGACUAGGAUGGCACCUCAAAAUCCCCCAAGAAGCACUUUUGUGGCCAAAGAAGAGCAGAUCGCUUUUAAAGACUGCACUGAAGCAUAUAAAUCAGGAUUUACCGCAAGUGGAAUUUACACAUUAACAAUUCCUAACACUACAGACCAAGCAAAGACUUACUGCGAUAUGAAAACAGAUGGGGGAGGAUGGACAAUUAUUCAGAAACGCUUUGAUGGCAGUGUGGACUUUCACAGAACAUGGAAAGAGUACAAAAAGGGAUUUGGUGACCCAACUGGAGAAUACUGGUUAGGAAAUGAGCUAGUUUCUCAGCUAACAAAUCUACAGAAAUAUAUCCUUAAAAUCCAGCUAAGAGAUUGGGAAGGAAAUCAGGCCUUUUCAUUAUAUGAACACUUCUAUUUGGGAAAUGAAGCGCAGAAAUACAGGAUCAACCUCAAAGGAUAUACUGGGACUGCAGGAAAAAUAAACAGCAUAAGCCAACCAGGAAAUGAUUUUAGUACAAAGGAUGCAGACAAUGACAAAUGUAUUUGCAAGUGCUCACAAAUGGCAACAGGAGGAUGGUGGUUUGAUGCCUGUGGACCCUCUAAUUUGAAUGGCAUGUAUUACUCAUUGGGACAGAACACAAACAAGUUUAAUGGGAUCAAAUGGUACUACUGGAAAGGGUCAGGGUACUCUCUAAAGGCAACCACAAUGAUGAUCCGACCAGUUGACUUUUGAAUAUAAUACAACUUUAGAUGGUGUUUACAUUAUAAAAAGACAAUGUGGAAAAUGGCUAGUUGUAUUCCUCACUAUGGAACAAGUGCAACAAAGCUCAGAAGUGGAGCAGUUUAGCUGCAUUAUUCUAUCACAAAUGUUAUUGAUCUGGCAGUUCAAGAGAUAAAUAAAAACAAAGAUGAAAAAUGAACAGCAAGGCACCACUUGCAACAAUGACCACUGCUGCUUAAGAGAUUUGGAUUGCAUGUAAACUGGAAUUGUGAACAGCAGAACUCAUUCCUUGAUUUGUUUUUGUUUUUUUAUUUUUUGCAGAAUUACAGUCAAUCUGCGAACCAAUUUGUAUUAUGUUAUAUAUUAUGUAUUGUACAUAGAGAUGUAAAUAACAUGUAAAUAGAUUGCGUUAAAAUGCUAUACCCAUAGCCGAGAUGCAAGAUUAAGUAUUUUAAAUAUCUAAGUGUCUAUGAUGUUGUCACAAAUCAAUAUCAACUAAAAGAGGAAGCAACCACUACUAUUACCACUAGCUAUUUCCUGUCACGUACUUUUCCUGGCCUUCAGCUGAUAUCCUAUAAUAUUACAUAGAAUUCUAAAUGGAAAAAUUAUAGUGGACAAAGCGUGUGACCUGUCUAUGCUGGAUUUUUUGUUUGUAUAUGCAAUAACUUUAACCAGUUAUUUGUCCUCACAAUACUACAUGAACUGCACUUUUUUAUAAAUAAUUGUUGUAUGUAAAUAUUUUUUAAUGUAAUUCAUUAAUUGGCACCUAUACUAAACUCCAGAUUUACAACAUCUAUUUUUCUAUUAGCAUAAAUAAAUGUGUUUUUGGAACACAAACCCGCUAAAUAUAAAUUGCACGCUCUCUCCACAACACAACCUUAUAUUGUUAUAAUUUAACAAAAUAAAAUGCAAAGCAAUAUAGCUUUUUUAUGCAGGUAUCUGAUUUUAAAGGCAUGAAUAUUUCCAGGGUGUCAGGGGCAAAAAAAGCCCAAGUAUUAUUGCAAUUGUCUCAAUAUCAGACUGACCUCUAUAGUUUGUUUUUUUUCAUGCUAAAAUGCAAUAUAAUGAAAGGUACUUAACUUAUUAAAAUUAAAUGAUGUUCACCGUUGCUUCUACUUUUUGUAAAGUGGAUGGAGGAAUUAUAGGCUAUUUAAGCAAAUUGUCCAUAAAAAUUCCAUAGAGAUUAAAGACCUAAAGCCUUUAGCAGGAUCUACAUGACUGCCAAAACAUCCCAUCAUUCAGGACUGGCUUUCUUUAUAUAUUUACAUAAAUUACUGCAUCCAUCAUCCUAUCAUCUGCCAUCACAUUUUUGACAACUUUCCUGUACAUCUAUGGGAUGUCAAAGGAACAAAAGUCUCUGCCUGGCAUGGCAUUUAAUCAUAUCAUAGCUCACUAAAAAGUAAAUUCAUGUUGUACAACCACAUUCCAGAAAGCCAACAACACUGUUUUACAUGCAUUUAUUCUGGAGAGCCUCAAAAAUAAUCCAGAAACCAGAGAGCAUUAAUGCUAUUGUACAGGGUUUUUUAUUUGAUGAUUUGAUAUGUUUCAGGCAUAAACCUGCAAAUUCAGUUCAGUUUGAUAGUUGGUACCACUUGCUAACCAAAGUGUGCCAAAUGAAAUGACUAGCAGAUGUAUAUAUUUGUGUACAUGUAGGAUAGAAAGAUAAACAAGCAAACAUUAAUUCCUGUUUCUCACUUGCCUCAUUGCUGUUAACAACGCAUUUUUUUUUUUUUUUUUGAUGGUUUCGCUAUGUGACCCUAUGUUGUCAUUUAUUAUUGUAAUGGAGAUUCUGAUGUGGCUUGUAUCUACAGCACUGUAUUUUCCUUUCCUUCCAUGUCAUACUCCCCCCUCUGUUUUACCCCCCUUUUUAUGGUUUCUUUUUGUGUAUAAAACUCUCAAUAAACCGUUAUUUCAAAAAAAAAAAACAAGCAAACAUCAGAAGGUAGAGAUUACUUUUUAUAGCUGUACCUUACUUUAACAGAUUAAAAA